Molecule: messenger RNA, 1016 nt
Organism: Medioppia subpectinata
Lineage: Eukaryota; Metazoa; Arthropoda; Arachnida; Sarcoptiformes; Oppiidae
Source: the annotation of a GenBank genome assembly
GAAAAUCACCACAAAAUUGAUCCGACAAUAAGUGUAUUGAAGACAACACAGACUCUGUUGUUCAUCAAAAGACGAGAUACAAGAAUAAACACCAAUAGAUUGUGUGUUGUGUUGAUCACCAGCUAAUGGUUGUGGUGACCACUUGUCCGUCAAAUAAUUACCAAUCGUCGGACGUCACGACAAUUGCAUCACUUGCCCCACACGCCGGACACACAACACACUGGGACUGUAUGCCCCUGGAUGAAUUUCAUCCAUUUAUUGAGGCACUGUUGCCUCACGUCAAGUCCUUUUCGUACACGUGGUUUAACCUGCAGGCGGCCAAACGCAAGUACUUCAAAAAGCAUGAAAAACGUAUGACUUUGGAUGAGGAGCGCAGGUGUAAAGAGGAACUACAGGUAUGGCGUCUGGAUUUAGUUAUGGUUAUACUAUUCAAAGCCAUACCAUUGGAGUCGACUGAUGGCGAGCGGCUCGAGAAGUCCAUAGAGUGUCUCCAUCCGAGCCUUUGUGUCAAUCCCUAUCACAUCAACGUUUCCGUCCGCGAACUGGACCUAUAUUUGGCUAAUUUUAUCUUCAGUCACGAGCAAUUGCGAGGCAUUCACGAGACAUGUGAUAAUGAGAGUGAGGAUGAUAUGAAUGUUAAUAUAUCGAGACAUCGAGAAACCAAUAAUGCAAAUACACUGUUAGCCACUGGGGUUUUCACUUCAGCCGAACUCUACCGGCUCUCGAAAGCGUCUAUAAUCCAACCGCAAUCGCCAGGACUGCCACAUGUGAUAAAACUGGAGCCAAACGUCGGCUCAUAUUAUUGCAAUAACUAUUCGCCGGACGAUCCGAACGAUACGUUAGCCGUUUCCAUACCGGUGUCGAGUCUGUCGUCGGGCGCCGGCAACGCCUCCAUUAUGACCAGCGCCGGACACAACACACACCUAACCAUUAGCCACACGGCCUCCACGUCUAGUCCGGGCAGUGAUGUCCAGCACCAACACCCGCACCAUCAGCACAACAGCAAACGCCAGCGA